AUGGACUUCACCUUCCAUCCAGGCACCAAUGGCACCGACCCUUGGGUCGACUUCUACCCCUACGCUCCCUCAGCUCCAGCAGGCUACGCAUUCGUCGUGAUAUUCGGCCUCAUAACCGCCAUCCACAUAUUCCUCAUGUUUCCCUUCCGCGCGGCCUACUUCAUACCUCUCAUAAUCGGAGGAAUCUGCGAAGCAUUCGGCUACUACGGCCGCGCCUGGUCCCACACAGACCGGACACGCAUCGGCUCCUGGGCCCUCCAACAAAUCCUCAUCCUCUGCGCGCCACCCUUCGUCGCCGCAACAAUCUACAUGGUGCUCGGCCGGAUCAUCCGCGCCUUCGACGCCGAGCACCUCUCCGUCAUCCGCACAAAGCGGCUCACGACCAUCUUCGUGAUCAACGACGUCCUGUGCUUCCUGACGCAGAUUGCCGGCGCAGGUGUGCAGGUCACGGGCGACGAGCACGUCAUGGAUAUCGGCCGGAAAGCCGUCCUGGCCGGACUGGUCUUCUCGCUGGUCGUGUUUUGUGUCUUUAUUUGGGUGGCCGGGGUGUUUCACCGCCGGCUGGUGAGUGAGCCUACCCCGACGGCGGCGCGGAAUCCGCAGCUGGGGUGGAGGCGGUAUAUGUGGGCGUUGUAUGUGUCUUGCCUGGCGAUGAUGGUGCGUAAUCUUGUGCGGACAGUGGAGUUUGCGGCGCCUAAGGGGUCGGUUUUGAAUACGCAGGAGGUGUAUAUUUAUGUGUUUGAUGCGGGAUUGAUGGCGGUUUGUAUGGGUGUGCUGGGAUUAUGGCAUCCAGGGAAGUUGGUUAGGGAUGCAAGGAGAGCCAACAAGGCGAGUGCAUCUAUGCUGGGUGGGCCUAUGGAGGAGAGGUGUUCGGCGGAUGUUCCUUUGACGGGGUAUCAAAGAGUGUAG
Aspergillus terreus NIH2624 is the source of this 909-nucleotide messenger RNA. RefSeq names its product RTA1 domain-containing protein. Bases 1 to 909 code for a protein of 302 amino acids. The transcript is spliced from 2 exons. Gene Ontology annotation, cellular component: membrane. NCBI's taxonomy places the organism in Eukaryota, Fungi, Ascomycota, Eurotiomycetes, Eurotiales, Aspergillaceae. The record is from RefSeq and is a predicted model, not a curated record.